Orbicella faveolata is the source of this 2440-nucleotide messenger RNA. RefSeq lists its product as uncharacterized. Gene Ontology annotation, molecular function: catalytic activity; zinc ion binding. NCBI's taxonomy places the organism in Eukaryota, Metazoa, Cnidaria, Anthozoa, Scleractinia, Merulinidae. Gene Ontology annotation, biological process: nucleoside metabolic process. The record is from RefSeq and is a predicted model, not a curated record.
CUGCCUUAUCCGUUUCUCGUUCUCGCAGAACCCUUCAACCUUGAAAAGUGCCAACAACAGCUGCAGUCUAUUUAUAACACCGUGAGCAAGGUGAAAAUCAUCCCGUGGGACGAAUGCUCUGCCAUUCAUAUUGAUGACAUCUACACGCAAUUAUCCUGGGUCAGGGAUGACAGGAAACCCAGUGGAGUGACACAAGAGGAACUGGAAGACUACAUCGACAUAUUCAAGGGCGACAAGCAUCGUCCUAAUCCAAAGCGACUUCUGGUGUAUGGACGGCCAGGUAUAGGAAAAACCACAUUUUCCAAAAAGACUGCUUUCGACUGGGCUAAACAGAGGAAAGGAAUCCUAAAGAAAUUUGAUGUUGUGCUGCUGAUUAAGUUGCGAGAUGUGUGUGAUUUGAAAGAUAUCCGUGAUGUUCUAAGAGCUUCCAAACUGCUGGCUAGUGAUGAAGUGGUUUCAGUUGAUGAUGUCUAUGAUUACAUACUUCAUAAUCAAGAAAAGGUGUUACUCAUUUUGGAUGGCUAUGAUGAGUACUUCUGUACUUGUGAGCAAUCCCCUGUCCGUAACAUUUGGGAGGGCACGCUACUGAGGGAUUGCCAUGUCAUUAUGACCACACGGCAAGAAAAAGCUGACGAAGUAAGAUUUCCCAGCCACGUGCAAUUUCAAAUAAACGGUUUCAAGAGUAACGAUCAGGUCAGAGCGUUUGCAAGUAAGUUUCUGAGAGAUGAAGAAGAAGUUGAAGAGUUUCUAAGCUACUUACACAAAAAACAUUUGAAAGGCAUGGCAGAAAUACCUCUCCUCUUGUUGAUGCUCUGUUUAGUCUGGAAGGAAAGUCACCUUAGGGGACUGCCAAAAUCAAGGGCCGUCAUUUACACAAGUUUCCUUCAAACCUUACUCAAUCACUCUAUCGAAAAACAUGUAAAAACAAAGCAAUUUAGAAAAAUAGACGACCAUAAAGAAGAGCUCUGUACAUUAGGCAAACUUGCCUUUGAUGCACUUUUGCAAGAUUUUCUUUCUUUUCCUUUUAGCAAACGGCCUAACGGCAUUUUAGUUACGAAAUUAAUUGAAGUCGGUUUGUUUCAUGUCCUAAAUGUAUCAAGUCUAAAUCCCGAGCAAGCUGUAUAUUUUAUACAUAAAUCAGUACAGGAAUUCCUUGGAGCUUUAUAUCUCAAGGAGGAGUUGUUAAAAGAAGAAAGUGCAACCUGUCUGUCCGAUGUUGGCUCGUUAGCAAAGAUUGUCAAGAUGAUUGAAGUUCUUAAAUUUGCUUGUGAGCUGUCAGCAGAUGCGGCAUGCGCUGUUCUGAGUCAUCUGGGGAUCGUAGGAAAGAAGGAAGGUCUGACAAAGUACAACUUCACUGAAACACCUUGCAUUGAAGAUUUGUCUAAAGACCAAAAGCAGUUUCUAACCCUUAUUUCACAAUGCUUUUUUUGCUGCGCAUCCGAGAAGAGGCGAGAUCUCUAUCCUAUGUUUUUGUCCUACGUUGGAGGUGUUUUAUUCAUUAAUUCUGACCAGCUGCAUAGCGUUGCCAGCGAGCAUUUUCUGAAAUUUGCUGCGGCGCCUGAGUUCAUUUUCUUCUCUCACGGUAAACAUACAGAGCAAAUCUAUCGAGACCUGAUCACUGUGGUGGACGACCUCAGUGCUGUUGUUGUCAGCUGUUCGGGCGAAAAGAAAGCCUCGGAUUUCCUAAAAAAGUAUCGUUCAGUAGAUGAUUUUUUCCUCAAGAAAGAAGACGGGAAGAUAUACCUUUAUAUUGCUCAAAUUCAUGAUAGGCAUUCUGCAUUUCCCACUGAAAUGCUAAGAGAGCUAAUUUCAUUACCAGAGUCUACUCAGAAGAAGAAGUCGGUUAGUGACCAGUCAAAUAAACCAGACAACUGUGGCGCUUUGUGUUUGACUGAUAACACUGAUAGUGCCUGUGAUAACAUUCAACAUGGUCUCUCCCGUGUCUGGAGAUUUUUGAUUUCUGAUAUGAAAAGGCAAGAGAUGGAAACCCUCAUUGCCGUUUUAUCCUUUGUGACUUCUCCACGUAGUGUAAUCAUUUCUGGUGAAGGACUUGCUACUGAUCCUGUGUUGGUGGAGACACUGGUUUCACGUAUUAAAUUUACAAAUAGACUUGAUAGGUUGGAACUUCAGCAUAUCAAUUUGACAGCCAAGCCUGCUUCUGUCAUCGCAUCAUCUCUGUACCAGGCUCCUAACUUGUCUUAUCUCAACUUGUCAUCUAACCCUCUUGGUGAAGGAGUAAGUGAUCUCACGCGACAUCUCAGCCGAGCUUCUCAACUGGAGUUCCUACAGCUUCAUGGUGUUAAGAUGACAAAAAAACAAGUGAAUGAUUUGACUGAAGUUGUACGUCAGAGCAAGAUCCACGCCUUCUCGUCAUCUUACCACGUACGUUUUGCGUCUUUUGUUACUAUCUGUUUUAACUGUUUACCGUAAUAGUGAAAUA